AUGCCGCCUCCACCAAAAAACUUCGUUUCCCACCAUCCUCGCAACUCAUCUCGCCUUCGCCUAUCCGCUCCUUGGAACCGGCCGAACCCCGCGUACAGAGCCGUUUAUUUCGCAUCGAGAGCAAUUCCACACAGCAACAAUUGUAUCUGCCUACACCGUCGAAGAUUUGCUUCUACAGCAUCUGGUGCCGAGCACACGACAACUUUCCGUUGCUGUCUUUGCGCAGACACUUGGUGUCACCGCAUUUAUCAUCAAUCAUUCUAUCCUGCCGGCAAAUUGUCGUGUCGAAAGCGACUAGAGACACCGUUUUCAACGGCGACGUUGCGUGAUACGAUCUGCGACACUCAGCAUUGUCGACCAACCCGACCCUCCCACUCUCAAAGCUGCUCCGAAGACCCCGCCUUCAAACCAAACGCGACCGCCUCUCACUACCGAAUCGCUGAGAAGAAAUUUGCAAUAUUUGAUCUCAAAUAG
This is a messenger RNA of Colletotrichum lupini, 474 nucleotides long. RefSeq lists its product as uncharacterized. Lineage: Eukaryota; Fungi; Ascomycota; Sordariomycetes; Glomerellales; Glomerellaceae. The coding region runs from base 1 to 474 and encodes 157 amino acids. The record is from RefSeq and is a predicted model, not a curated record. The transcript has 3 exons.